AUGUGUUGUGAUUUCAGGUGUAACAACUCUACUGACGAUGACAACCCAGGAAAGCCAUCUUCGUUUUACCUUUAUAAUUACGCGAUUGAUGUGUGGAUCGGUGUUUGUUUGGCUUUUAUCUUUGGCGCGUUGCUGGAGUUUGCGCUGGUCAACUAUGCAGCACGCAAGGAUAUGACCAGUUGCGGCCAACGAAUGAUGAAGCAACUGCCUCAUGAUGGCUAUCGGCCGUUGCCGGGAGCACAGCCGCGUAACGUUUUCUGCUGUCGAAUCUUCGUACGACGUUACAAAGAACGAUCUAAACGAAUUGAUGUCGUCUCUCGUCUGGUAACAUCAAGAAAUCUAGUUUGGCGGGGAUGUGCGCGGCAAAGCCAAUUUGCCCACUCUUAA
This is a messenger RNA of Strongylus vulgaris, 387 nucleotides long. The record is from the annotation of a GenBank genome assembly. NCBI's taxonomy places the organism in Eukaryota, Metazoa, Nematoda, Chromadorea, Rhabditida, Strongylidae.